AAACAAGUUACAAGGUUCAUGUUGCUAGUUCACUUCAUAUCUGAAAAGUAAGCUUGAACAGCACAAAUGAUUUUAGCUAUGCAAAAUACCACUUUUUGUGUUAUACUUUUAUCUUUUUGUUUCUUCAUAAGUCAAGUGCAAUCUGAAAAUGAUUAUGACUAUGAAGGGAGUGUCCCCAAGAACUGUCCCACCUCAGAAGACAUCGCUGGUGGAAGAGUAGAGUAUUCCAACAAUGGCGUUGAGGGGAGUCUGGUCAUCUUUCAUUGCAGUAAGGGGUUUGAACCAUAUCCAGUCGGCCAAAAAAUCUGCAACUCUGAUGGAGAAUGGGCGCCUAAGAUCUCCAGGAUAAAAUGUGAAGAGAUAAAUGAUUAUGGAGAUUAUGAGGAAACACAGAGGAACUGCUCUUUGGAAGAGUCUUUAAAAGGAGGCAACGUAUCCUACUCCAAUGAAGGACUGGAAGGAAGUGUUUUAACCUAUCACUGCAAGGCAAGAGAAUACCCUUUCCCCACAGCACAAAGAGUCUGUGACAGAGAUGGGCAAUGGUCAGCCAUGAGACUCCCGAAUGGAAAGAGAGUAUUCAAUGCUAUAUGCAAAGAGAUCCUGUGUCCUGCCCACCUUCAGCUUGACAAUGGACAAAUUUGGCCCAGGAAACAGUGGUUCAAGGUUGGAGAGCUGCAAACAUUUGCAUGUGAUAAUGGAUUUGCUCUCCUUGGAUCUUCUCAGCGAAACUGCACCCGGUGGGGUAUGUGGACUGGUACUACACCAGUAUGUGAUGACCAUUCUAAUGACUGCAAAAAUCCAGGCUCCCCGCCUGGUUCGCUGCGCUCUGGUGAACGGUUUCGUAUCGGAGACGGGGUGCGGUACCAGUGCCAGUUAGGCCUGGAUAUGCUUGGUUCCUCUGAGAGAAAAUGUUUGGACUCAAGGGAAUGGAGUGGUGUAGAACCACGAUGCUAUGCCCAGUAUUCAUUUGAUCCACCAGCCUUCGUAGCUCAAGCCCUGGAAGGAUCUAUGUCUGCAUUUAUGGAUGUUUCCUUACCAGAGUUUAAAAAGAAAGGCCCAUCCUUUGGCCGGAGUCUUAGAGUUGCAGACGCUAGUCAGAACAUCUUCAUUCUGUUGGAUACUUCCGGAAGCAUUUCACAAGAAGGUUUUGAGAAAGUUAAAAAGGCCACUAUUAAACUUGUCGAGAAGCUUGAUAGUUAUGAAGUAAAUAUGAAGUUUGACAUCAUCUCAUAUGCGAGUGAGCCCAAAAACAUUGUUUCCAUCACGGACAUCAACAGUGGCAAUCUGGAUUAUAUCAUGAAGAAAUUACAUGAGUUUAGUUAUCAAAGCCAUGGGACAAAGAAAGGCACCAAUCUUUCGAAAGCCUUGAAUGGGGUGUACACCCAUCUUGUCUUCUUUAGAGAGACCAGUAAAAGUCACUUCAAUCAGACUCAAAACAUCAUAAUCAUUGCGACUGAUGGCCACUCUAAUAUGGGACCCAAACCAAAAAUCACUUUAGACAAGAUCCGGAGUUUGUUUGGCUACAGAUACAAUCAAGACCACACUGACGAGAAGCUCCUGGAUGUUUAUGUGUUUGCUGUGGGACAAAAUGUAAAUAAGAAUGAGCUGAAAACUAUUGCCUCUUUCAAGAAAGAUGAGCAGCAUAUUUUUGUUCUGGAAAACUAUGACCAGCUAGGAUUUGUGUUCAACCAAAUGAUAAAUGAUUCUGCUGUGACGACGUGUGGAAUGGCACAAGAGGAACAGACUGAUUCAUCUGAGAAGAUUUAUACAAGACCUUGGCAUGUGAACAUUGACUGGAAUCUUAAUAAGAAUAAAUGCAGAGGCUCUUUAUUGACUAAGAGCUGGGUGCUGACAGCUGCUCACUGCUUUGUGAGUGUGAAGCAUGGAUCUCUAUCAAUUGCCAACGCUUCUGAAGUGAAGGUUGAGUAUGAAAAUGUGAAUAGGUGGACAUCAGUGAAAACAAAAGUCCUAGUUGCAGCAAAGAAGCUAAUUCUUCAUCGAAAGUUUGAUUUGAAAGGCCUGAAAGGCAAGAAUGUGAAGGAAUUUUAUGACUACGACAUUGCUCUGGUUAAGCUGAGUGAAAACAUUACAAUAUCUUUAGGGGCAAGGCCUGUUUGUUUGCCUUGUACCAAUUCUUCAAACCUGGCUCUCAAAAUGGGUCCAGACACCACCUGUGACCAGCACAAGAGACUCCUGCUCGACCUGAAUGAGACUCUGGCAUACUUCAUCAGACAGGGAACUCACCGAUCAAACACACUCAUUCAUAGUGGAGCAAAACGAGGUGAAUGUAUUCAGCCUGCUAGAUCCAUCUUUGCGAACACCAGCGCAUCUCUGAGGGAAGUGAUCACGGACAGAUUCAUAUGCACUGGAGGUUCAGAGACACACAGACAUGAAAUUACUUGUAAAGGGGACUCUGGGGGAGCACUCCUCUUACGCAAGAGAAUGCGCUACUUCCAAGUGGGAGUCAUCAGUUGGGGAACCACGGAGAUAUGUGGCGCCAAGACUGUUGUGAAAGAUGCUGACUGGCCUUCAGACGCCAGAGACUUUCACAUCAGUGUGUUCUCUUUGAUGCCCUGGCUCAGACAACAUCUUCACAAGGAUCUGGAGUUUCUGAAGGACACUUAGCAAGAGUUAAACACAUUAAACAGAUGAACACAUGGUCUUUUUUGUGAUAAUCCCUAUCAGUAGGAGCACCUUGCAAGGUAAACAGAUGGUGAUGUCAUUAGCCAUCUUUCCAUCCAUGGCUUUUUUGUCUCAAAAGAAGGAUUAGCGCUUAAGAUUGUUUAGUGAUGUAGCUGAUGGAAAUGCCAUUUGUCAAUAAACUUCCUCAAAUUCUAUAUAA
This is a messenger RNA of Triplophysa dalaica, 2842 nucleotides long. Its product is annotated as complement C2. The coding region runs from base 67 to 2625 and encodes 852 amino acids. Gene Ontology annotation, molecular function: serine-type endopeptidase activity. Gene Ontology annotation, biological process: proteolysis; complement activation. The transcript is spliced from 19 exons. Lineage: Eukaryota; Metazoa; Chordata; Actinopteri; Cypriniformes; Nemacheilidae. The record is from RefSeq and is a predicted model, not a curated record. Gene Ontology annotation, cellular component: extracellular region.